UUGGCCGAUUUCAGUUCAUUAAUCUUAUGUCCUGGCAUAACAUAACUGAACUGGAAAUGUAAUGCCGGUGCUGAAGCCUAGAAUUCAGUAUGAGGAUAAUUCCGUAUUUUCUUUAGACAGCUAUCCCACGAUGCACAUAUCUGUAAAUACGACUGACCAGUCUUUCUCAGGCGAUCCAGAGGGAGUUGACACGAUGCUGGAAAUCUCCAUAUUAAAGAUCCAGGAUCCUGGGUGCUUUUGGGGCCGGAUUGUAAAAGGAGAUGGGCUGAAGGUUUCGAGCCCCAGAGAAUAUGAGGACCUGCAUGUCAGAAUGAACCUUUUCUAUCACGACGUCAACCUGGAUGUCCAGAAGAUUAGGCCUCCGUCCCUGGCAGAGCGACAGGUCUGUGUGGUCUACUCUCCCGCCCUGAGGUGUUGGUGUAGAGCGGUUGUUGAGGCGAUCUUAGGAACGGUUGGCUCCCAGGUCAUGUGCUUUCUGGUGGACCAUGCCGAACACAUCCUUGUAAGCCCAGACAGUGUCAGAGCUCCGUUGGAGAAGUUUCUGAUGCUGCCCUUCUGGGUGAGGCAGUUCCAGCUCGCGGGCAUCCGCCCCAUGAGGCUGCUGGUGCCCGUCUACCAGGAGAAGGCCAAGCUUGUGCCUUCAACCCACUGGGACAGUUCUGCUACACGGUACUUGCACAGCCUUGUACAAGCUUCCUCUGUGCUCGAGGCCGUGUUGUGUGAAGUGCUGGGGGACACGACGGCCGUCGAGCUUUACUUAACCGUCAGGAACGUAAAGGUCUGUGUGAAUGACGACUUGGUGGCAAAGAAGUUUGCGUGCUUCUCGAGCAAUAAAUCUGGAUCCAGCCCUCACGACUGCCCGGAUGAUCCCUCCCCCAUCAUGCUGUCCUGUGACAUCUUCUCCAACGGCAACGACUUCCUGACACAAAAUGGCCUCCUGACACAAAAUGGCUGCCUGUCGCGGGCGCUGUGCUCCAGCAUCUCUCCAAGGAAGGACCUCCUGAACGGUGCCCCAGAGGCGAGUCGGACGGUGGUUGGUGGUUUACAGAGGGGCACAGAGGUGCAGUGCCGGGGAACUUCAGAGCCCAGACCUCAGUGCUCUGAAAAGGAUGCAGGGGAUCUAGCACGGUGUGCCGUGGGUGGAGGUGCUGGGAGUGAUGGAGACGUGGCUGAGACCGAUUCUGACAGCAGCGAGAAACCGUUGGCUGGAGCUUCUUCAGAUGGCGGCCAGGUUGAUGGGAGUUACCGUACACUGGAAACUGAAACGCAGGGGCCCUUGGCAGAUGAAUUGCUCAAUAAGCUUAACUUGUUCAGGUUCAUGAAGCUCUUGAAUCCAGUCACUAAACGUGAGAUGGCAAAACCUCAGACCGUCCGGGAGGAGAAGACCGAGGUGGACAGCGUGAAGGACAUUCCGGAAGAAGACGCCGAGGUCCAGGAGAUCAGCCCAGCUCCGAGCCCUGAGGGCGUCUCUGUCUCAGCGCCCCCACCUGACCAAGUGUGGUAUGAUUACUUGACCCGCAGAGACCAGCUCUGCACUGUGGUUACUAUCGCUUCUGAAGAAGAAGAGGAGGAGGAGGAGGAGGAGGAGGUGGAGGAGGCCGCCACAGCCUCCACAGAACAGCCGAGUCUUCAAGAGGAGCUGGACUGUACAAGGUUGUUGCAGUUGCUAAAUCCGGACCCUUUGAACCCAGAUCCGGAAUGCUUGGACAGCGCGGCUGGAGCAGAGACUCCGUGUGAGCCGAGCAGGAGUGGGAUUUUAUUGCAUUCUGCCAUUGAGAUUGACCCCUGCACUAGCCUGGCCCGUUCUCCCAUCACUGAUAACAUCAGAAAGGCUCUGCUGAGGAAGGGCUUCUCUGGGCCGCGUGUGGGUGAGCGGUUCUGCUGGCCGGCGGUGGCGAGGGGCUCUGACACCCUGCUGAUCUCCGGCUGCGGGGCGGACCCCCUCUCCUACGUCCCCCCGCUCCUGUCCCACCUGCACCUGUCUGCCUGCAGCACCCUCACCUCCCGCACCGGGCCCGUGGCGGUGAUCCUGUGCCACGGCUGGGAGAAGGCCCAGCGCGUGUUCGACCUCCUGGAGGAUAUCCCCGCUGCCGAGGCCCUCCACCCCAUGAUCGUCCUGGUGGGGGAGAAGGACGAGGCCAAGAGUGUCAAAAUACAGAGGAACUGCCAGGUGCUGGUCACCACGCCCUGCAGCCUGGCGCGUCUGCUGGGCUUCCACUGCUUCCUGUUCCUGCGGCUGUGCCACCUGGUGCUGGACGAGGUGGAGCUGCUGUUCUCCAAAGCCCCGGAGGAGAUGGCCGUGGCCCUGCAGCACUUCCAGAAGGCGGCGGCGGGGGAGGAGAGGGGCUCCUGCUGCAGGCAGGUCGUGGCGGUGGGCCGGCAGUGGAGCCGGGCGGCGGAGGGGCUGGUGAGGCAGACCAUGAGCGACCCCACCAUCAUCAUCACCGUCAUGGAGGAGGCUGCCCUCUACGGCGGGGUGCACCAGAUGGUCCUGCUGUGUCUGGACUGCACCAAGGUCUCCGUGCUGCUCGGAACCCUGGACUUCACUCCCGAAGUCUCCCAGAAGACCCUGAUUAUCACCAACACUGUGGAGGAAGUGGAGCACGUCUUUCAGGCUGUCAACAACACCGCAGCCUUCUGCCUGAAGGUUCACGAGGGCCUGACCUACCAGUUCGACUUCGUCAUCGAGCAGUGGAGGAAACCAAUCGGGCCUGGGACGCACGUCAUUCUAGUCAUGACGAACGCAUGUCUGAAGCCCCUCGCCAUCAGGGACGCCACGGUGGUGGUGCACUAUGGGUUCCCCGACUCCCCCAGACUGUUCGGGAGUCGGCUCUGCUGCCUGUCCCAGAACUUUCAGAACCUCUCCGACAAGGAUGGUGAGCAGCCGCCCCGCACGGCGAAGUCGGUGCUCCUGCUGUCGGAGAGAGACGCCCGGCACGUUAUCGGAGUGCUGAGCUACCUGGAGCGCGCGGAGGCCCUGCUCCCCCCAGAGCUCCGACACUUCGCCCAGGGCGUCCUACAGGCCAAGGAGGCGCAGAAGACCCACAGGCCCCUCUGCAGCUACCUCAAGAGCUUUGGGUCCUGCAGGGACAGCAGAACCUGCCCCGACCGGCACCGCCUGGACCCCCGGCGGGACGCCCCUCAGCACCCCGAGUCUGGGAACGUCGUGGUCGUGCCCUUGUACAUAAAGAAUGCCUCCUGUUACUACGGACGCAUUGUGAGCAGGAAAGAGGGCUCGUACGAAAGUCUGGCGGCAGAGAUGGUGGAGUACUACGCCACCGAGAAGUUCAACGCCAAGGAGGUGGUCGAAGGAGGGAUCUAUGGGAUACUGGAGGAUGGCGUCUAUCACAGGGUCCGGGUUCUGGCCAUGCCGGAUAAAGGCGAGCGGCUCUUCUGCAGCGUGAGCGUGUGCUUCCUGGACGAGGGGCGUGAACAGGAAGUGAAGGCCCACCAGCUGCUGACGCUGCCCGGCCGUCUGCACAGCCUGCCGCCCCAGGCCCUGGAGAUCGUCGUGUGCCGGGCCAAGCCCAUCGACGGGGAGGUGGACUGGAACCCGAAGGUCAACCGCUGCAUCAGCCAGAAGAUUAAAGGGGUGGAGCAUCAUGCCAAAAUAGUUCUGAGCUUGGGCAACACCGUCUGGUUGGAUCCAAUGGUUCGAAUCACUCGUCUGCCCGGUCUGAAGACCUCCAUAAAUGAGUACAACGUGCGCUCUGAGAUCCUGGCCACUGGGAUGGGCUGCACUAACCCAGAACAUCUGGAGCUCCUGAGGGCGCUGUGGCAGGAGGCAUCUGCCUCUGCUUCCCCUGGUGCUGGAGAGCCCAGCCCCAACAUGCAGUGGGAGGGCCCAGAAGCAGCCCAGGAGAGCAGGCUGGAGAGCACUGCGGAGGCCCUGGCAGACGGUCUGCAGUCAGGCCGAGAGGAGCUGGACGAACACCCUACUGAGAGCCCUCCUGGGGGCCCGGCACCUCCGCUGGACAGUGGGCCCCCGGCCCCCCUGGGGGCCUCUGCGACCAGGUCAGGGUCGGCACUGUGUCUGGGUGUUUCUGUGCAGAACGGGCCCCGUGCUGUCAUUUUGGGGGCCCUGGAGUGUGAGCCGGGGCCCCCUGCCGUCACCUCCCUGGAGAGUGGGGUGCAAGAGAAGGGGUUAACAGCAGGGCCGUCCUGCAGCUCCAAAGCGCCCCCUGCAGGCCGUCCAGAAGAGGAGCGGCUCACCCAGACCACACAUUUCCACCCACACAUCAAGUGGUAUGAGAGGGAAGACUCUGUCAUGCUGAACAUAAAACUCCUGAACCCCACUGAGCAGAAGUGUGAAUUCUCCUCUGAUAGAGUGCUGUACAGCGCCCGUGUCGGCGGCCGGCGUUACCGUGCCGACCUGCCGCUGAGCGGACGCAUCGUGGCCGGCGCGUGCUCCUGGGAGGUGAGGGGCAGUGAGCCCGUGGUGCGGAUGGUGAAGGAGCGGAACGGGGCCUGGAACACGCUGCUCACACAGAAGAGCCCCUUCGUCACCUUUGACUUUGACCACUUUGAGGGGGACGAACCAGCCGUGGAGAACAUGGCUUCUGAAACUAAACCUUUCCCAGUUGGUGAAAAGGGUCGCUGCUUUGUGGAGUCCACUGGAGAAGACGGCUGCUAUGUGAGAUCAGACUGUGACAGUGAAACUGACAGUGACUGAAUGGUAAAACCUCACCUUUUCAGACGUCUUGAAGCAUUUCUUUUUGUUUUUUU
Conger conger (European conger) is the source of this 4725-nucleotide messenger RNA. It is a transcript of the gene tdrd12, whose product is annotated as tudor domain containing 12. The coding region runs from base 62 to 4672 and encodes 1536 amino acids. Gene Ontology annotation, molecular function: metal ion binding. The record is from RefSeq and is a predicted model, not a curated record. NCBI's taxonomy places the organism in Eukaryota, Metazoa, Chordata, Actinopteri, Anguilliformes, Congridae. The transcript has 34 exons. Gene Ontology annotation, biological process: transposable element silencing; germ-line stem cell division.